CCCUUAUGCUUUAAGUCCUUAAUGUUGUGAUCACUGGAGCUAGUUGAUGUUUACGUCGUCUUUGCCUUGACUGACGUGAAACGAGUGUUUUCUGCUUUUCUUCGUUAGCUAGCUGGUGUAGCUAGCUCGGUUCAUUCGGGAGGGAGGCUUGGAAGUUAUCGCAGGCGAAUUGCCUUUCAUUGUCGCCAACAUACUUAGCUAGUCUGGCUUGCUAGCUAGCUGUUUGUCACCAUCAGACAAGUUUUUAGGUCGAUGCCCAUAAGCCAAAUGGCAGUUUAAGAGAACAUAGCGACGAAGUUCAGCGUUAUAAUGAGCUGUGGAGAGAAAUUGAUGGAGAAAAUUCAGGACCUCAGCCAAUCAGAGCUGCAGGAUCUACUUGAUGAUGCCGGGAAGGUUGAGUCUCUAGUACAGGAGUCUGAUGAGGUGCAGACGGCCCAGCUGGACCGGGAGAUGACCCUGGCCUCCAACCGCAGCCUGGCCGAGCAGAACCUCACGCUCAAGCCCCGGCUGGAGAGCCAGAGAGACCAACUGGUGGAGAGAUACUCCCAGCUGGAGGGAGUGAGAGAGACCUACCGACAGCACUGUACUCAGAGAGAUGGCAUCAUGGGACAGGUGGCUCCAGAGGGGCUGUUGUCCCGGUUGCAGACAGCAGGUGGCAGCACUGAGGCAGAAUCGGAGGCGCUGGCGGAGCAGUUCCUGGACGGCUCCCUGUCCCUGGACUCCUUCCUGGAGCACUUCCUGUCCCUGCGCUCCCUGGCGCACAGGCGGCGCGUGCGGAUCGAGAAGCUGCAGGACGCGCUGCGGCACAAGGGCGGGGCCGACGCCGCGACCUCGCCGCCCUCCGCCGCCGCCGCCGCCCCCGAGCCGGCCGCCGCGUCGCCGUGGCAACAGCCGCACCACCAGCCGCGCGCGGACCAGCCGCAGAGCGCGGACGCGCCGCCCGACCACGGCGGCUUCCCCAGCGCGUCCCCGUCCGCCGCAGGCCACCCGCUGCCUUACACGCCGUACCCCGUCUCCCCCCCCAACCCUCCGCCCGCGGCCUCGGCCUCAGGCCCCGGCAAUCCCCAGGCUCCGUUUCAGCCCUACCCCGGCCAGGGCUUCACUUCGGCCCCCGGCUUCCCCGCUCCGGGCCCAGGCUUCUCGGCCCACGCGGGGUUCAGCCCCGGCGCCUGCCCCUACCCCAUCCAGCCCGCCUUCCCCGGCCCGCCCCGCUCACAGUUCCGGCCCUACAGCUCGCCCAACGCCCCCUACCCCUCCCCGCACCCCUUCCCUGGGUAUAACUACCCCCCUGGCCCCGGGGUGCCCCCCUCUCUACCCCCCUCAGGGAGGCCGCUCUACCGGCCUGGGUUUGGGGUACCGCAGUCCUACUCAUAGACCCUCACACUAAUCACUCCUGUGUUUCAAUCCUGCUCCUCAUAUCCACCUUUCUUUUUUGCUUUUCUUCUCUUGGCUGCAUCAGGAUUGGUUGGUGGGGCUGCCUGUUGCUCUCACGAUGCAUGCGUGGGCUUUGACCCCAUAAUGCAUUUCCUGCACAUCCCAUAAUAACAACAGGCUGACAGAUGCAGCAGGAUAACUAAAAGCCAUAAGUAUAAUCGUAGCGAUGGCUAUAAAGCUCACUCAUGAGAAGGUUUUUUUUUUUUUUUUUUUUUUUUUUUUAAAUAUAUAAAUAAACCCCUCCCCUGCCAUUGGCACAUCUGCCAAGCCGAUCAUACCUUUCUGCUUCACACUAACUCCGCCUUGGCCAGCGCAUCAUUGUAACGCCUGGCCAUAAUUGGUCAAGAUGUUUCUUUUAAUCAUUUGGAAAAACCAUCUCACCAAAAUGGCGUGGAAGCUGAUCCCAGCAGCCGGCGUCCUUGUGUGAAACCCUUUAGUCACAGCUGCGUCAGGAUCGGGUCCCUUAUCAAACCCAAAAAUAAGGAAAUAAUUUGGCACCUCUCUAUUCUCUUGUUUUUAUUUUAUUUUAUUUUUUUUAAAGAAAUAAAUAAUAAAAAUAAAGAUUCACAAAAGGGGCAGAAAUAAAAAUGGUGGGUUCAGUGUGCCUCCUGUGGUCAUGGGCCCUGGUGCUGAGUGUGCUUAUGGGUGUGGUUGUGUGGUUGUGUCGUUCGUGGAAACGGGGGAGUUUGUAUGCGACUCUGGCUAUGGCAGCUUUUCUGCGUGUGCUUAGCCCACCACCAUGCUCCGCCCAUCCUCUCCUCUCCUCUCCUCUCCUCUCCUCUCCUCUCCUCUCCUCUCCUCUCCUCUCCUCUCCUCUCCUCUCACAGCACUGUUACACCCUCAGCCAUGAUGCACAUUUUCAUUUUUUACAUGCAAGAGGUUUGUCUAUAGUCACUUGCCCCGCCUUUCUCUCCCUCUCUUUCUGUCCCCUGUGUGUGUGCGUGUGUGUGUGCGUGUGUGCGUGCGCGUUCGUGCGUGCGUGUAUAAAUUAACUAUACAGGAGCAUUCUCUGUAAAUUGUAUAAAAGGCAAUUAAUAGCAUUGACAAGUUAAUAAGGGGAACUAGGCGUCUCUCUCUCUCUCUCUCUCUCUCUCUCUCACACUCUAUCUCUCUAUCUUUCUCUCUCUGUAGAUACAGUGAUGUGACUGGUCUGGGCAGCCUUGGGGGUGGGGGUGGGGG
Messenger RNA from Conger conger (European conger), 2613 nucleotides. It is a transcript of the gene vps37c, whose product is annotated as VPS37C subunit of ESCRT-I. Bases 310 to 1374 code for a protein of 354 amino acids. Gene Ontology annotation, cellular component: ESCRT I complex. Gene Ontology annotation, biological process: protein targeting to vacuole; ubiquitin-dependent protein catabolic process via the multivesicular body sorting pathway; protein targeting to membrane. NCBI's taxonomy places the organism in Eukaryota, Metazoa, Chordata, Actinopteri, Anguilliformes, Congridae. The transcript has 6 exons. The record is from RefSeq and is a predicted model, not a curated record.